Messenger RNA from Populus nigra (black poplar), 1699 nucleotides. Its product is annotated as PTI1-like tyrosine-protein kinase At3g15890. Gene Ontology annotation, molecular function: protein kinase activity; ATP binding. The record is from RefSeq and is a predicted model, not a curated record. Lineage: Eukaryota; Viridiplantae; Streptophyta; Magnoliopsida; Malpighiales; Salicaceae. The transcript has 4 exons. Bases 469 to 1500 code for a protein of 343 amino acids. Gene Ontology annotation, biological process: protein phosphorylation.
AAAUAGCUUCAUGAAGCAAUUACAAAAAGAUGGUCAAUCAACUGGAAGGUCCAUGUUGAUUGGCAGGUGCUCAAAAACCAUAAAAAAUGAUCAUCAUGUCACUUUCAAUAGCACAAAAUAAUAUUGUCACUCCUACACUAGCUGUAUAAUUGUAAACUAUAUUAAGAUAUAAAUUAAUGCUUUAAGUAUUAAUUAAUUAAUAAUAAUGUUACAUUUCCAGAGGGACAAGUAGAUGUAUAUAGAAACUAACAAGCAAUAUAAUACAAGCAGCUUGUAAGCCUCUUCAGGACAAACUCUAUCUUGUUUCCACACCAUUAUACCAGUAAUCACCAGCAAGUAUACUUGUCUUCCAAGGCUGCGUUUUGUCUUCACCCCUAGACACCACCUCUAGUGCUUUGAGCCCCUCAUUAUUAUUUAUGCUUGUUCUUGCUCGAUCACCUUUUAUUUAUUCCAAUAAUUAGCUCUAAAAUGAUCUUGAAAUGUUUUUGCUGUGUCUACCGAGAAGUCGAAGAAGAACCGAAGAUCAGUAAAAAAAAUAGUAGCAGGGAAUAUCCAUGGGAAAUCUACACUCUCAAGGAGAUUCUUCAUGCCACAAACAACUUUCAUGAUGAUAACAAGAUUGGAGAAGGUGGAUUUGGAAGCGUAUACUGGGGUCAAACAAGUACUGGAACUGAGAUAGCAGUUAAACGACUGAAGGCUAUGAGCUCAAAGGCAGAGAUUGAAUUCGCGGUGGAAGUUGAGAUGCUUGGUAGGGUGAGGCACAAGAACUUGUUAGGUUUGAGGGGGUUUUAUGCAGGAGGAAACGAAAGGUUAAUAGUCUAUGAUUACAUGCCUAAUCAUAGCUUGAUAGCCCAUCUGCAUGGCCAAGUCGCUGAGGAUUGCUUACUAGAUUGGAACCGGAGGAUGAACAUAAUAAUAGGAUCAGCCGAGGGAAUAGCGUACUUGCACCAUGAGGCCAAUCCUCAUAUAAUACAUAGGGAUAUAAAGGCAAGUAAUGUUCUUCUAGAUGUUGAAUUUCAACCAAAAGUAGCAGAUUUUGGUUUUGCAAAGCUGAUACCAGAAGGGGUUAGUCACUUGACCACCAGGGUAAAGGGAACUCUAGGAUAUUUGGCUCCUGAAUAUGCGAUGUGGGGGAAAGUUUCGGAGAGUUGUGAUGUUUAUAGCUUUGGAAUUUUACUCUUAGAGAUCAUUAGUGCUAAAAAACCAUUAGAGAAGCUCCCGGGAGGGGUUAAGCGUGACAUUGUUCAAUGGGCAACACCAUAUGUUCAAAAGGGUGCCUUCGAUCAUAUUGCCGACCCUAGGUUGAAGGGAAGAUAUGACCGAGCACAGCUUAACCUAGCAAUCAUGAUCGCGAUGCGAUGCUCCGAUACCAAUGCGGAGAAUCGGCCUAGCAUGAUGAAGGUGGUGGAAUGGCUCAAUGGUGGUCUAGGGAGGACGAAAGAGGUGUCGGAUGUGGAAGACAUGGUUGAUGAAGAUGAAUAUGAAGAAGAAAAACUCUGAUGCCAUGGAUUAUGAUGGGUAUAAUUAAUGGCAUGGAAAAAUUCAUAGAGAGAAGGACAUGGCAACAUAGGAAAUGACGUGAAUUAAUGUUAAUUUUAUUUCGGAAUUUUAAGUAUUCAUGUUUUCGUUAUUUUUCAAGUCAUGUAAAUAAAACGUUUGAAUCACAAUAUAGGAUCAUCCAAUUCCUUUUGCCUUAUAA